Molecule: messenger RNA, 1104 nt
Organism: Emiliania huxleyi CCMP1516
Lineage: Eukaryota; Haptophyta; Isochrysidales; Noelaerhabdaceae
Exons: 1
Coding region: 1-1104 (367 amino acids)
Source: RefSeq, a predicted model, not a curated record
AUGUGGUCAGUCAAAACAACCGGCGCGUUCAAGCUCUACGACGAGGCGAUCAGCAGCGCGAUUGAGGCGGCCUGGCAGGCAGCGCCGGCGGUUCAGGGCGACGCGACUUGCCGCGACGGCCGCGCGAUUUUCUCAAUUCGCGGCGAUGCCUACGAGAUCGACUUCACUCAGAUGGAGCAGCGUAAAAUUGGCGGGCGAACCCGGGGCUCUGCAGUGCAACGCUCGGCACCCGCUAACGCUGAGGUGAUUGAGGAGAUGGAGGAGGAGGAGGUGCUGGAGGAGGAGCAGAAGCGGCUGGAGACAGUGCUCGCCGGCGAUACCGCCGCUCGCAAGCCGAGUGGCGCGUACCCUCUCGACGCACGGCUGUGCAAGUGGGGCGGGCGCCUCCGCAACCGUGACGAGGGUGCACCUGUCGACGCGCGCCGCCGCCGCGUCAUGCCAGCUGAGCCGAUCGUGGCGGGCCUCAAGCACGAGCUUGAGAGCUUCCUCACGCGACACGCGCGCGAGCUCUUCAACAAGCAGCACCGCAGCGCCAACAGCUUCGACCUCAAGGGCGACUUCACGAUCGGCACCGGCUCGACAAACCCAGGCUUCAUCUGCCACUUCGAGAACGGCCUGCCCGGCUUUGUCAAGCACCCCACCAAGAACAUCGCCUUUCACGUGCGGCCAGUCGACGCGCAGCUCGCCGCGCGGAAGAUCUCACAGCUGCAGUUCCAGGCGUAUGAGCUGGCUCGGCAGCUGCUCGAGGCGAUCGACGCCGACUACGCCGCUGGCGAGUUCCUCGUGCAGUUUGCGCUGAUGGACGAGACGUCGGCUCGCGUCGGCUGCCACGUGGACGCGGGCGACAUCUCGUACCAGUAUGCGCUCGCGCUGGGAAAAUUUUCGGGCGCGAUGCUGCGCUGCUACACUUCGCGCGCCAAGACGGAGUGGGUCGACCUCGACACCAAGGGCCGCGUGGCCAAGUUCGACGGCAGGCUGCCUCACGAGGUGGUCACCCACGACUUCCGCGGCCAGCGUUUCACCGUGAUCGUGUACAAGAAUUACGACCACCGCAAGCACGGCGUGGAUGACCCCGUCUUUGGCUCGCCACGGCUUGUGUCGUAG